Molecule: messenger RNA, 4348 nt
Organism: Pomacea canaliculata
Lineage: Eukaryota; Metazoa; Mollusca; Gastropoda; Architaenioglossa; Ampullariidae
Exons: 9
Coding region: 246-1715 (489 amino acids)
Source: RefSeq, a predicted model, not a curated record
UCUCCCUUCGAGACUGUUGCCGAAAUAAAUUUCCGCGUUUCGCAGAAAGAUUUACUACACGAGUAAAGGGGGUUUUAUUAAAUGUUCCUUUUUAAGUGGUGUGGCAUAUUGUGUGGUAUUUUAUCUGUUUUUAUGAAUUCAAUACUACAAAAUAGAACAUUUCAUUUUGAGAAGAAGUUGCAACGAUUAAUAUUUGGCGAGUGAAGUUAGUAAGACAAGGAUAUCUUAGUUUUAAUAUCUACAUCAUGAGUUCUGCUAUGUCUGAGAUCUUCAGAGAAAUGGAGGUUUGGGGUCUCCUGCUACUGUUAUUUGUUGCUAGUUCUUCUGUUGCCGAGUAUCAGUGCUGGAUUUGUGAUUCAGGACAGUCCAUAGACCCAUCAAAGCCUUUGGCAUUUGUGGAUGAGUAUGUGCAGAAGCAUGUGAUAACAGUCAGCCAGACAGGAAAUUUGUCCUGUUGUUCAGGAUAUCGUACUGAUACAAAAACUUCAUGGUACAAGUUUAAUCCAGACAACAAAACCUGGCUUAUCAUCCAUGCUGAUGGGACAGCUCCUCCCAGAAUAACAGGAAAGAUAUGUGAUGGAGGUCAAACAUUACGCUUUGAUGCAGUCGAUAUCAUUGCAGACAGAGGAACAUAUAGCUGCAAUGCCUCUAACAGUCGCAGAAACAUUAGCAGAACAUUUAAUGUUAUUGUUAGCAGCUGUGAAAAAGUCUUCAAGCCCAAGAUCAUCAGACAACCUGAACCUGUCAUACAAGUAAAAAUAGGAUCUUCAUUUCAGCAGUCCUGUGAAGGGAACUUUGGAUGCAGAGGUGCAGUAUCUGCCAACAGUCAGGUGUGGUGGUCAUAUGAGGAGACUGAUGGACAGAUUCACAAGCUUCUUAAUGGCACUGUAGACAGAUAUUCUGUUGAAGAGGUUAUCAGUGAGGACGAGUCUAUGAUGUCAGCAAUAAUUAAGAUUGAGAAUGUGACAAAAGGAGACACAACGAGAAUUUUUUUUUGCACAUUGACAAAAAAUAAUGACUCAACAGGAUUCAAAAUUUCUUUGAUGAUACAAGAUAGCCCAACUGUAAUUGAGAAAUAUGAAACACUUAUUGCUGGUCUGUGUACAGUAACUGGGAUAUUUGCAAUUAGUGUUAUUGUGUGCUAUCGAUUCUGUCGCCAUUAUUUGAUUUACAAAUGGAAAAUUAUUACUCGGUCACUUCCACAAAGGGGAGACAAAGAAUUCGAUGUCAUGGUUGUCGAUCCAUCAGAGGAAACAGAAAUUUCCUCCAGAAUAAGAGAAGAACUGAGAAGGAGAAACUACUCUGUUUAUCAGGUGCAUCCAUCUGAAAGGGGAAUCAUACAGAUAGAUGACGUUCAUAAGUGUUCCACAGCAAUUUUUGUGUUGGAAACAGAAGCAGAGGAAUCAGAUUUUCUUGUAAGGUACUUUGCUGUCUGCAGGGAGGAACGAAUAAAACCUAUAUUCAUCCUUACAGGGGAGUUUACAGACCUGCAACAGGUGUUUGGAAAAGAUUAUAGAACAGUUUAUGAGCAAUUUCCACAGUUGUACAAAGUACUGCACUGGCCAGGUCAUCACAGCAAAUUCUGUUAUGUGAAGAACUUUUGGGCUGCAAUAUUAAGUGAACUGCCACCCUCUAUGGUAAACAGCAAAACGUCAGGUGCAUCUGACCACAGCAUUCAGCAUCUUUUGGCACUUGGAAAUGACAAUGAUCUCUGAUAUUCUGAUUCUUACAACUUACAACUGAACCACAACGGAAAAUAGCACAUACCAUCUAGUCACAAAGCAUGUCCAGUAAAGAGGUAGUUUGAGCAUACACUCCUCUAAUCUUUUGUUGUUAAAUGCAUACAUUCUCUCUCAUACACACUUCAUUACUUAAGUGUUUUUCAUGCAGAGAACAUUUCUUUAUUUCAUUGACUUUACCAGAUGUCACAACCACAGAAGAUGUAUAGCUACCCGACUUAAAAUGUGAAAUUUUCUCCUCUAGUUGUACAGGUGGCACUGUAAAUCAAGAGGCUACCUCCCUUGAAACUUGUUUCGUAUGCACAUGACCAGUGGCAUGGGUUUGGUAUAGGAACCAGUUUAUAUAAUUUCUUCUGACAGCAUAAAAGGUUCAACACUUUCCUCUCUAGUUACUUAAAAGAUUAGUCAGAACUAAGAACUUUUCUCAGAUCUGUACAAUGUUCUACAAUAUCAGGAAUUCAAGACAAACUUCUUAAACAGAAUGAACGCCAGGGUAAAUGGCUUGAUGAAAAUAUGUAAGCAGGGCUUCUGCUAAGGCUAAAUUCUUUGGGGUCCCAGGGAACCCAUUCUUCAGAUUUUUAAGGGGUCCCUGUUCUUCGCCCAAAUUUGAAUGGGACCCCAUUGACGAAAAUUGAAGGGGUCCUCCGAACUUUUAAUGCGUACUGUAUUCAGAAGCCCUGUGUAAGUGUCUAGUAACAACUACAGGCCUACGAAAUAGCUCCUAGUUUGGUGUUUAUGGUUCAAAGACAUUUAGAAUAAGAACAGUAGGUUCAUGCUAAAAUCAAACUCAAACCCUGGUACCGGAAUGUACCAAAAGUCAAGAAUUUGUUGCAGUAAUGAAUGUUCUGAUAAAGGAACCCCAUUUCUAUCAUGUUUGUUGAAAUUUUACCUCAUUCUGGCAUCCAAAAUCGCUCUACUCCCAAGUGGCAAACCUCUAUAAUGCCCUGAAAUUCCACUUUAUGGGCUAACCUUCAUAAUGCCCUUGUCUGUUGGGAGGCAGAGAUUCUCACCCUUAACCAUGUACUAGUUGGAAAGCGUGGAAGUGAAGUUUCAAGAAAUGCGUGCGUGAGUGAGCGAAAGGUUCACUGAACCCCUAUAGUUGGGAAAAAGAAUGAAUUUGAUUAUUCCCCCGCCAGUUGCCAAAGCAGAGAGACUAGCAAAUUUCUGAGUGAAAGAGACUGGGGUAUUGGAAUAAUUCCUUGGAUAGUCAAGGCAUAAAACUAGUUGUUUUUAUUGUUUUGGCUUUCUCCAUAUCGGUGAAAGAAUGAUAUAAAAUUAUUAAAUAUUUGGUUGGAAGUCAUGAUAAUGGAAAGAGUUUUUUUUUUUUUGUUGUUUUAAUAGUGGUAAGGUAAAGUUCAAUAUGAAUAUUCAUUAGCAAAGUAAGCAUUUCAGCAAUUACCUAGGGGACGGAAUUAACCAGAGAAGGAAGGACGAUUGGAAGAGCAUCGUCAGCAGCUAGGUGUAUCUGCUCAGUCAGCAGCCGCUGUUCCUGGUUAUUGAAGUGUAUUGUCACCACCCAGGUGUAUCUGCCGAGUCAGCACCUGUGGUUCUGAGACACUGAAGUGUAUUGUCAGCAGUCAGGUGCCCAAUCAGCACCUACUGUUCGGGAGUCUGCAAGUGUGUAUCAUCGUCAACGGGUGUGUCAGCCUAGUCGACACUCACUGCUACCAUCUCAGCCUGGCAUGAACAGACAGCUCAAAAAUCAUUGGUUUCCCAUAUCCUUCACACACUUUGCCAAGCACACAUUUUAUAAGAUAUAUCUUACAUAUUAAAGUUAUACAUAGGCAAAUGUCUAAAAUGUCGUUUGCCAGAUCCGAUGCAAUCUUACUUUUCCUCCAAACGUCUCAAGGAAAGGUGUCCACGAUGAGAAUUUCUUCUUUCCAAACUUAUGAUUAUUUCAAUUUUCUCCGAUGCGUUCUUUUUCCUAGUCAGUUUAUCUUUGGAACUCUGGACUAACCCUAAAAAAGCCAAAAAAACAUGUUAAUUGGACUGUGCUGUGUAAGUGAACUGUCAUGUUCUAAAGUACAUUCUUACUUAUAUGCAUGAUACCUCAGCAGAAACAGCCACAUGACUGUAAUAUCCAGUGAGUUUAUGAAACGUCAUUGUUUUUGUUAGUUAUAUUCCUUUGUUUUUUCUACACCAGUUAUUGAGUGUGUGGAUGUGCAUGACUGUACUAUAUUGUAAUGUUUCAGCAAGAAUAUGCCAUUGCCCAUCAGGUACUACAUAUGCCCUUAUAUCUGCUAAGUACAUGCUCAUUCACUUGGCAGGGAAUUAAACUUCAGUAUAUUUUGGAAUCCAUCAUACGCUAUAGAGUAGUAUAGUGGGAAAUUGAUAUAUUUGAGGAAUUUAGUUGGGGAGGGGGGAGCUUGGGUUGUGUUCCUCCUUAAGCAUAGAUACAUAAAAAUAUUUGCACGUGUAUGUUUUAUAUUUAUAUACAAAGGUUGCAUACUGCUAUUGAGAUAAAUUUUCAAUGAUUUCUAACAUUGGACUUUAAAAUGGCAUAAACUAUUUACAAUGGCUUGGAGUAAAUUCAUGUGUCUUUGCUGUAGCCAUAUGCUUCAGUCAAUAUAAUGUCAUUAAAAAAAUAAAAUCUGCUUUUUAUGCAUCAA